This is a messenger RNA of Gasterosteus aculeatus aculeatus (three-spined stickleback), 3832 nucleotides long. It is a transcript of the gene ppp1r26, whose product is annotated as protein phosphatase 1, regulatory subunit 26. Gene Ontology annotation, biological process: negative regulation of phosphatase activity. The record is from RefSeq and is a predicted model, not a curated record. NCBI's taxonomy places the organism in Eukaryota, Metazoa, Chordata, Actinopteri, Perciformes, Gasterosteidae. Gene Ontology annotation, molecular function: protein phosphatase inhibitor activity.
AUGUAACCGCAACACAUGACAAAAAACAAAGCCGGUGUCUUAUUUGGAAGCGUCCCCGCUCGGCUGGGCCGCAGGGGCUGGACUUUGGGUUUGAGGAAGCCGCCGGCCCGCCCGGCGUCGGGGAGCGGCAGAGAGGGGGGACUCAUCGGGCUGCAGGACACCGACAUUACCGCCUGCGCGACGGCUCCCCUCCACGUCCCGAUUCGCCGCCGCGACCGGCCCGCUCUCACCCAAGCGGAGGUGCUUUUCGUGUCAGAAUCGAACAAUGUGAUUGGGUUUGGAGGCAGCUGCACUCCGACGGUCCAGGACCUCACCUCCAUUAGAAUGUACUUGAUGAAUGUGCCUCCUGUGGCAACUACACAAACCAAAUGGAGAACAUGUGGCCCACCUGGAGGCUAUAGCCUUCCGAUCUGCUUCAAUGACUCUGACACCGAGUUGUCCACCAGAGGCACACCUAUCUCAGAUAAGGUCCAAAUGAUCAUAGAGAGCCUUAGGAGCACGCAGUCCUCACUCGAGAUGGGCGACGAGAUCGAGGAGCAUGUGCCACCGGGACACGAUGGUCAUCCCCGAGUCUGCAAGGUUGCAGGGGCUUCUUACGUGGGCCCCAAUUCCAGAACUAAAGGUUCCACAGAAAACCAAGUCUCAGAUCAUAAUGCCCCGAUCGACCACGCCAGAAGUGACUCUGACAGCGAUGAUUCUGUGGACCGAGGUAUCGAGGAGGCUAUAUUGGAAUACCUGAAGGAAAAGGACGAUCACAAACGCAAGGCGGAACCAUGCUUAGCCUAUCUCCAAUCAUCCAAAAUAUCCAGGAAAAGCCCAUCCGCUGCUGAGGACUUCAAGCAGAUCUCGGACAGCAAUGGGUUUUCCAUUGCCAGUAGCCAGCUUCCAAAGAGUAUUGAAGCUGAUACUUCAACAGCAUCAGUUGUUAUACCUAUAAAGAAGUAUAUCAAAAACAGGGUCCUCCUAGAUGACAACGCACUUGAGAAAUUGCAUUCAAGUACGACUAACAAAGGUUUGGUCUCGUCCAACGAGCAGACGAGUCACGCCUCUCAAACAUUCGGCCUCUUCUGCAAAGCAAAGUGCCCGGUUACGGUAGACGAAGAGUCAAAUGAUUCCAGCAGCGACGACGGCAUCGAGGAAGCCAUUCAGAGAUACCAGCUGGAGAAAAAAGGGCAGCAGCAGCACAAAACGGAAACUUUCGACCCACGCGCUUUCGAAGAAGAGUCCGACUCCACCAGCGAUGACGGGAUUGAGGAAGCCAUUCGUUCCUACCAGCUGGAGCAGCUAACAGGGAAGAGCGUCCUGAAGCCAUCCGUGCACAAGCAACAACCUUUUGCUAAGUCAUUGAUACGCGCUGUUGCACGUACACGCACGGAAAGCACCAGGAAACACAAACUGAGAAAGAAAAAGACCAGAGCAGAGCGGGAAGCCAGAUCUGUUCAACCCCCUCCUCCUGUUUUCGUACCCAAGAGCACCGUUCCAGAAGGCUCAAACGGCAAAGGAAACCGAUUGCUUUUGUUUAAAGGAGAUGGCUUCAAGGAGCACCCGACGCUCGCCCCUCCAAAGGCUACUACAACUGCAGAGCUCAUGUGUGCCGAGGCGAUACUGGACAUUUCAAAAACGGUCAUGCCCGAGGCCUUCCAUCAUAGCGUUGGCCUCAGCAGUUGCACCCCUACCGAAUCUUCCUUGCAAUCGUCGCCCCCCGAACACUGCGCGGAUGAAGAAAGCGAUAGCACUUCCAUCGAUAGCGAAGACGGGAUAGAGCUAGAAAUCAGGAGAUUCCUCGAGCAGAAGGCCCAGAUGCACCAACAGCUGCCCAACGCUGAGACACUACAGCCUCGGCCUGUACGUCAACCGGAGAGAGCGAAAGCCGCAAUCCAAAAGAGACCUUCGAGACUGUCCUUGGCACAGAGACGAAAACACAAAGGGGAAAACUGCAGCGUCUCCCUCACGUCGGGGACGGAGAACAAUGUCAGAGAAACGCCCCCUAAAGCGUCACUCGAGCAGAGACAAGAAUUCAGCCCACUGUUAUUCAGCCAGGGCAGUCAAACCCACUCAACAGCUCGACUGUUCAAGACGGAGCAAGGUGGGGACAAAAGCAGCUCACUUGACAGCGAUGAGGACUUGGACACCGCGAUAAAAGCCCUGCUCAAAACAAAAAAGAAGUCAAAGAAAAAAACAAGGGACUUGAAGCGGAAAUCAAGGGUGGGUCCCAAGGACGAAGAGCCACAGCUGGGAAAUGCUUCCAAAAAGUUUAAAGCUAAAAUUCCCAAUCGCGAUCUUUUGAAAGAAUUGGAAAAGAGUAAGAUUGAUAUGAAAGACAAGGUGGUGUUGAGUAAAAAGAGCAUUUCACAACAUAAACGCCUCAGCAAGAGUAACGAGCGUGAUGAGCUACGUGAAAGAGAACCCGCAGUGGGGUGUCGAGACACCCCGUUGCCACACCACACACCGCCUACUCUUGAGACAAAGCAAGACAGCAGCUCAGAAGACAGCGACGAUAGCAUCGAGGAAGAGAUCCAAAGGUUCCUCGCCGAAAAGGCCAAAGGCUCCACCGCAGAGAAAGGUAAAGACGUAUCGAGGAACGGAACUGCCCCGGUUUCUACAGCGCUUGAGGAAAAAGACAUCAAGCAGGAAGGUCAGCAGGCUGAAAUUCCUCUCUGGGGGCAAUCUCCUGCGAGGAACCGUCGUCUUCCGGCUCCGCCGGAGGUCGUCGCCGCUGCCGAGGUCGCACAGGCACGCGUGCUGCCGUCCCAGACCCGCAGCCCCAGUCUUUUGGAAACGGCGGACUGGGUCGCUCGGGCCGAGCAGUGGAGGCCGAGCUCCGGGCGAGGGGACGGCCAGGGCGUCGCCCCCCAGGUCGAGAGGGUUCGGCCGAGUCCCAACGUCGCGGAGUCGAUCAAGUGGCGCCAGAGCCUCGGGCUCCCGGGGCUCCCCGCCACCGACGCCAGGACUACCAGUCGAACUCCGUUCCACAUGACUUCCGCAAAACUCAGCGAGACUGCUUCAGGGGCUCCGCCGUGUCAAAGCGGGGGCCACAAAUCACAGACACCGGUGACUGCCUGGUCCGCCGCGAAGACCACCAGAGCACCUUUCCCCUGCUCUGCAGAGACCAAUGUAAAUACCAAGUUCAGGUCCCCUCCUUUGAAUCGUUUGUCCAGUGCCAGGCAGCAUCCGAGGACGCCCUUUGCAAGUAGCCUCGCGCCCGCCCACAGUUUACAGCGCCCUGCAGGGGGAGAGAGGGAGAGCAUGGUGCACAUGUCUAAGGAUAAGAGUGUGUUUGUCGAACUCGAGUCCAACAGGACCAACCACGUCCAGGUUCGAAGCAGGGAGAGGAGCGAGGGAAAGGAGGGAGCGAGCGCGCUCUGCGAGAUAAAGCGAGAAAAAGAGGCGAGCGUGGAGAUAGACAUCAAACCUGUGCAUCUAGCGAGAACAGACGAGGAGUUUAUAGAUGAGUCAGGCAGCAGCAGCAGUCACGAGAAGAAGCAGGGCUUUCCCACGUUGUCUUUGUCCAGUGCCAUUGACCCGGGCAUCACCUUCAGACCUUGCAUAGCUCUCACCACAGAGGAGAGAAGCAGGAUGUACAGCAGGAGUUACCAGGCUGAGAGAUGCAAGCAGGUGGUUCCUCCUCGCCGUGGUUCUGCAGUGAAGAGCAAGGCUUUGCAGCGCGUCACAAAACGACUUCAGUUCAUCCCAGUGAACAGGAAAAAUGAGGCAGGUGCACCACACUGCAUCAUAACCAAAUAAAACUUAAUUCUGCAUUUGAAAUAUUUAUGCAGAUAAUAUUGGAUAUUACCGAGUUUCAGUUGUUGGGUAUUCAAAUGUAUAAUAACUU